Corylus avellana is the source of this 2088-nucleotide messenger RNA. Lineage: Eukaryota; Viridiplantae; Streptophyta; Magnoliopsida; Fagales; Betulaceae. The record is from RefSeq and is a predicted model, not a curated record.
CAUGAUUGGUCCAUCCAAGUCGUCCGACCAAAAUCCACACUAACGCACGAGCCGUACAGGAUCCCUCCUCCUCGUCGGGCGCUGCCUGCACAAAAGGAGGAAGGAACAAGAGAGACAGAGCAACACAAUAUGUCAGAGGCAGAGAGUAAAAGACUUUAGGAGAGAGAGAGAGAGAGAGAGAGAGAGGGGAACGGAUUCGUGUGAUGAUGAUGCACAACGGAAACAAUGGGUACGGGAACGGGGUGAUGACGGUAGCGUCGACGGGAACGACGGCGUAUCCACCGACGACGAAUGCGCAAGCUCAGGCGCUGAAGACGUACUUCAAGACGCCAGAGGGACGGUACAAGCUCCAGUACGAGAAGACUCACCCCCCUGGUCUCCUUCCGUAUUCCCACGGCAAAUCCGUUUCUUUGGUAACUCUAGCACAUCUCAAGGACAAGCCUACACAGGCUGGGCCAGCGCCGAGCUCUAGUGCGAGUACGAGCAGUGGAGUGAGAUAUGCAGCUGCAAGGCUCUUAGGGGUAGGGGGUGGAAAUGGUGGCCGGACGCUUAAUUUUGUUGGAGGGAAUGGCACGAGUAAAACUACUAAUGGAACUAGUAGAAGUAGUUCAUUCGCAGGGUCUAAUGGUAGUCAUUCUAUGCUUAAUUCAAAUUAUGAUGGUAAAGGAACCUAUUUGAUAUUCAAUGUAGGGGAUACUUUAUUUAUCAGCGACCUCAAUUCGCAGGAUAAGGAUCCUAUAAAGGCGAUACAUUUUAGCAAUUCAAACCCUGUCUGCCAUUCAUUUGAUCCUGAAUCCAAGGAUGGACAUGACUUGCUUAUAGGAUUGUACUCUGGAGAUGUUUACUCGGUGUCUUUGCGACAACAAUUACAAGAUGUUGGAAAGAAGCUCGUCGGUGCCCACCAUUAUAACAAAGAAGGUUCAGUCAGUAACAGUCGAUGUGCCGGUAUUGCAUGGGUUCCCAAAGGUGAUGGUACUUUUGUUGUUGCUCAUGCUGAUGGAAACUUGUAUGCGUAUGAAAAGUGCAAGGAUGGUACUGCUGAUUCUUCUUUUCCAGUUAUAAAGGAUCAAACCCAGUUUUCUGUGGCGCAUGCGAGGUCCAGUAAGGGUAAUCCAAUUGCUAGAUGGCAUAUCUGCCAAGGAUCAAUCAACAGCAUUGCUUUCUCUACUGAUGGUGCAUAUUUGGCUAUAGUUGGCAGAGAUGGGUAUCUGCGGGUAUUUGACUACUCAAAAGAACAAUUAAUAUGUGGUGGAAAAAGCUAUUAUGGUGCUCUUCUAUGUUGUGCCUGGAGUGUUGAUGGAAAAUAUGUUCUCACGGGUGGUGAAGAUGAUCUAGUUACAGUAUGGAGUAUGGAAGAUCGGAAGGUAGUGGCAUGGGGCGAGGGGCACAACUCAUGGGUCAGUGGAGUGACUUUUGACUCAUAUUGGUCAUCACCGACUUCAGAUGGCACAGAAGAAAAUACCAUGUACCGAUUUGGUUCUGUUGGUCAGGAUACACAGUUGCUUUUGUGGGAUUUGUCAAUGGACGAGAUCGUAGUGCCACUUCGCCGGUGUCCACCUGGUGGGUCCCCUACAUUCAGUACCGGAAGCCAAUCAUCUCAUUGGGACAGCGCUUGCCCGGUGGGCACUCUCCAACCUGCACCAAGCAUGCGAGUCGUUCCAAAGCUCUCGCCAUUAGUCGCCCACCGCGUCCAUUCCGAACCCCAAUCUGGCAUAAUUUUUACGGAGGAAUCUAUUCUCACUGCGUGUCGGGAAGGGCAUGUCAAGGUUUGGAUGAGACCUGGAAUUUCUGAGGGCCAAACUAGCAACUCAGAAGCCCUUGUAGGUACUAGUUCAAAGGAGCAACCGUUGGUGUCGGGGAAAACUGGUGCCUCUAGUUAUAAAUCUGUACAUCUAUAAGUUAACACCAAAAGCCUCUAAGUUGUUUGUUUUUCACGGCCUUUUUAAUUGUUCCCUCGAUAGUCAGUACCCUAUAAUGCUUCUUGUUUUUAUUUUCCUUUUGCUUUUUCUUUUUUCUUACAGAAGAAUAGCCAGCCAUAUUAAUCGAAAUUGAGUUAGGCAUAUUACUUGCACCAAUUGUGGUUCGUCA